AUGGCCUCCACGACAAUCCACGAUUUCCCCAUAGAGCUGCUCCAGGCAGUUUUCGUCUUCGCCUGCGCCGACGGCGGCGCAACCGGCCAUGCGCUCUCUCUCGUCUCGCGGGCCUUCCACGCCGCCGUCCAGCCCUUCCGCUACUACACCCUCCACCUCGCCGGGCCCGCGCAAAUCACCGCCUUCGCCGCGCAACACGCCGCCGACGGGCCCGCGUACCCCAAGGUCCGCCACCUCUUCCUCGGUGCGCGUCCCCCGUCGGCCCACACCCAGCACGGCGACCUCGAGGCGUGCAGCUCUAACCCCCGAGGUGACCGCGCGCGCGUGGCGCGCACCAUCCGCGCGCUACUCGCACGCCUCGGGCCCGACCUGCGCACCCUCGUCGUCCUCUCGCCCGUGCCCCACGCCGAGCUCUUCGCAGCCUGCCCAGAAUUCACAGAGCUCCGCGAUCUCACCGUCGCGCGCUGCGACGACGACGAGAGCGGGGACGGGGACGGGGACGGGGACGAGGGGGCUGAAGCCGCGCCGGCGUUGCGCGCACGCCUCUUCCCGCGGCUCGCACGCCUGCACCUGGCGACGUGCGGGCGCGAGCUGCCGCUCGCGCGCGGGGCGGGGGCGCCGGAACACCUGCUCAGCUGCUGGACCGCGCUCGCGCCGGACGUGCGCGAGCUGCGCCUCUCGGACGUGCCCGACCGCACGGCCGCCGUCGGGCUCCGUGCCGUUCUCGCGAAAACCCCAGGCGAGUCGGAGGGGACGGCGUUUCCGCACAUGACGCGGCUGUGGCUGCAGCCGUUCGCGCUCUCGGAGGUGGAGUUCUUCAGGGAGAAGGUGACGACGCGGCGGUGGGAGCUGAUCUCGGCGCUGAUCGAGCUGGGAAAGGGGUGCAGGAAGGAGACGAGCGUGCUGCUCCUCCAUCCGGAGAUCGUGCUCGGGACGUCUUGCAGAGACCUGGACGCAGAGCUGUACCCCGCCUGGCGGGCGGGCGUCGUGGGCCAUGAAGGGUACUGGAAGGGAGGCGUGCAGGUUCGCGACAUGCUCACCUUCGCGCGGCGUCGGUAA
Epithele typhae is the source of this 1059-nucleotide messenger RNA. RefSeq lists its product as uncharacterized. Bases 1 to 1059 code for a protein of 352 amino acids. NCBI's taxonomy places the organism in Eukaryota, Fungi, Basidiomycota, Agaricomycetes, Polyporales, Epitheliaceae. The transcript has 2 exons. The record is from RefSeq and is a predicted model, not a curated record.